AUGGGAAGCUUGGAUUUGGCUGCAAGAAUUGACCCAGCACCAGCACAAAUUGCAGCAAACAGGGCAUGGCCUUUGCCCGUACGUGCCCUAAAGGAGAAGACAAAGAAGGCCAGCAGUGCCCCCAUUCAUAUUCCAGAUGGCCAUUUGUACACUGCAGAAGAUAUUGUAAUACCGGAUAACUGCGCACCCUACGUGAAGGGUGUUCUAGUCCCAGGAGGCGUCGUUGCGGACCGAGUCGAUAAACUGGCGCAUGAUAUUCGAAAACAUUUCAAAGAGGGCGAGCUGCAUAUGGUAUGCAUCCUCAAAGGGGCCCAUACCUUCUUUGGUGACCUGAGCGUUUCCAUAAUCAGGCAACAAACCGCCUUGGGAGAGGCGAAGGGCGUUCAGCUCUACCAGCACUUCAUACAUAUGAGCACCUACAGGAAUGCCAGCGCAACUGGGGAGGUCAAGUUCCUUGCGGAGGACCUGUCAUGCCUCAAAGGGAAGAACGUGUUAGUAGUUGACGACGUCGUGGAGACAGGCAACACCCUAAGAUACGUCUCCGAUUGGUUAGCGGGCAUGCAGCCAAAGAGUGUGCACACUGCAUGCCUCGUGCAAAUAAGAAGCGAAGGCCAAUUGCCCUCGGUGGACUUUGUGGGGUUCUCUGGCCCGAGGGAGUGGCUUGUAGGAUAUGGGAUUGAUUACAACGGACUGUUCAGGGAGGGGCCCCACGUCUGUGUUCUGAGCGAGGAUGCAAAGAAGGCGCUGGCAGUAUAA
Cyclospora cayetanensis is the source of this 756-nucleotide messenger RNA. Its product is annotated as hypoxanthine-guanine-xanthine phosphoribosyltransferase. Gene Ontology annotation, molecular function: magnesium ion binding; hypoxanthine phosphoribosyltransferase activity. The transcript has 6 exons. Gene Ontology annotation, biological process: GMP salvage; IMP salvage; guanine salvage. The record is from RefSeq and is a predicted model, not a curated record. Bases 1 to 756 code for a protein of 251 amino acids. Lineage: Eukaryota; Apicomplexa; Conoidasida; Eucoccidiorida; Eimeriidae.